Messenger RNA from Geodia barretti, 666 nucleotides. NCBI's taxonomy places the organism in Eukaryota, Metazoa, Porifera, Demospongiae, Tetractinellida, Geodiidae. The record is from the annotation of a GenBank genome assembly.
AUGAAUUCGCUCGAUUUCGCGGCCAACGACCGGCUGAUCGAGCGCUGGCGCGAAUUCGCCGCCGAUGACGAGGCGCGGGUCGCCGUCAUCACCGGCGCGGGCGACAAGGCGUUCUGCGCCGGCGCGGACCUCAAGACCUACACGAUGAACUAUGCCGGGCGGCCUGCGCCCGAGUUUCGCACGCGGUUUACCGACGGGCCCGGCUUCGGCGGCAUCACCCGGGGGCUUGAGAUCGACAAGCCGAUCAUCGCGGCGGUCAACGGCUAUGCGAUCUCCGGCGGGCUGGAGCUCGCCGAGGCCUGCGACAUCCGCUUCUGCUCGCCCAACGCCGAGUUCGCCCAUCAGGACGUGAACUGGGGCUUCCACCCGUGCGACGGCGGCUGCGUGCGCUUGCCGCAGAUCGUGGGCCUCGGCAAUGCCAUGGAAAUCAUCCUCUCGGGCCGGCGCAUCGACGCCGAGCACGCGCUCCGCAUCGGCCUCGUCAACCGCAUCGUGCCCUGCCGCCGACCUGGUGGCGGAGACCAUGGAAUUCGCCGCGCUCGUGGCGAGCCGGGCGCCGCUCGCCCAGCGCUUCGCCAAGGACGUCAUGUUGCGCGCCUUCGAUAUGCCGCUCGCGGAUGGGCUCCGCCUCGAAUCCCGCUCGUUCUACGAUCUCGGCGGCACUGA